This is a messenger RNA of Sphaerodactylus townsendi, 4399 nucleotides long. RefSeq names its product NK2 homeobox 1 (gene NKX2-1). The coding region runs from base 338 to 1390 and encodes 350 amino acids. The record is from RefSeq and is a predicted model, not a curated record. NCBI's taxonomy places the organism in Eukaryota, Metazoa, Chordata, Lepidosauria, Squamata, Sphaerodactylidae. Gene Ontology annotation, biological process: regulation of transcription by RNA polymerase II; cell differentiation. Gene Ontology annotation, molecular function: RNA polymerase II cis-regulatory region sequence-specific DNA binding; DNA-binding transcription factor activity, RNA polymerase II-specific. The transcript is spliced from 3 exons. Gene Ontology annotation, cellular component: nucleus.
UGCCUGGAGCGUUUCCGAGGAGGGAGGGGGACUCGGGCCGGCGCUUCAGACCUUCCCGGCUCACACUGAGGCUCUACGCCCCGCCUCUGGUGGCUGCCUAAAACCUGGCGCCUGGCUAAAACAAACGAAAGGCAGCGCUGAGCCUCCACUCAAUCCAAUUAAGGCGGACUUGGUCCACUCCGUUACGUGUUCGUCCAACGGGAUCGGCGUGAAGGCAACGCACCAGAAUAUUUGGCACACCAAGAAAAAAAAACAGGAGAGAGAGAGAGAGAGAGAGAGAGAGAUUUGCCACCCCUUUCCCUCUUUUUUCCCCUCCUCUCCCCCCAGCCGCCGAAUCAUGUCGAUGAGCCCAAAGCAUACGACUCCUUUCUCAGUGUCUGACAUCUUGAGCCCCUUGGAGGAAAGCUACAAGAAAGUGAGCAUGGAGGGCAGCAACUUGGGGGCUCCCCUGGCAGCCUACAGGCAGUCGCAAGUGGCGCAGCCGGCCAUGCAGCAGCACCCCAUGGGCCACAACGGGACGGUCGCCGCUGCCUACCACAUGACGGCCGCCGGCGUCCCCCAGCUCUCCCACACCGCCAUGGGGGGCUACUGCAACGGCAACAUGGGCGACCUGCCGCCUUACCAGGACACCAUGAGGAACAGCGCCUCGGCCACCGGAUGGUACGGGCCCAACCCGGACCCCCGGUUCUCCACAAUCUCCCGCUUCAUGGGGCCGUCGUCGGGGAUGAACAUGGGCGGCAUGGGCGGCCUGAGCUCGCUGAGCGACGUGAGCAAGGGCAUGGCCCCGCUGCAGAGCACCCCUCGCCGGAAGCGCCGCGUCCUCUUCUCGCAGGCCCAGGUGUACGAGCUGGAGCGGCGCUUCAAGCAGCAGAAGUACCUGUCGGCGCCCGAGCGGGAGCACCUGGCCAGCAUGAUCCACCUGACGCCCACCCAGGUCAAGAUCUGGUUCCAGAACCACCGCUACAAGAUGAAGCGCCAGGCCAAGGACAAGGCGGCCCAGCAGCAGAUGCAGCAGGACGGCGCCACGGCCUGUCAGCAGCAGCAGCAGCAGUCGCCCCGCCGGGUGGCCGUGCCGGUGCUGGUCAAGGACGGGAAGCCCUGCCAAGCCGGCUCCAACGCGCCCGCCGCCGCCCUCCAAGGCCACCACCAGCAGCAGCAGGCGGCCGCCGCCACCGCCAUCACGGUGGCCUCCAACGGGCCCGGCCUGGGACAGCACCAGAGCCACCAGGCCAGCAGCGCCGGCCAGUCGCCGGACCUGGGCCAGCACGCCGGCAGCAGCCCCUCCGCCCUGCAGAGCCAGGUCUCCGCCUUGUCCCACCUGAACUCCUCCGGCGCGGACUAUGGCACGGCCAUGUCGUGCUCCACCUUGCUAUACGGGAGGACCUGGUGAGAAGCCGGCAGCGGCGCCCGGCCUCGGCUCCCACGCCGGCCCCACACGCCCCACGGGAAGCGCCUCUCCUGCGCCUCUUCCGCCCUUGACUUUGGCCUCUUCUUUUGGGGGUCCUCCUCGGUCUUUUUUGCUUCUCGGAGAAGGAGGGGGUCGUGCUUGUGACAGACAGUGGACAAGGAAACGCCGGCCCUGGGGCAGGGGAGGGAUGUGGGGGUGAAAUGGCGCUCCUCCGCCCCUGGCGCCUGCAGAAGUCGCCGACACAGGAGAGCGCCGAGGAUCCCCAACCGCGCCUGGCCCGGAUCUCCACGGGACGCUUGUAUGUACAUAUCAAACCGGAGGGCGAAGGGUGGGCGUCCUCUCCCCUCCCCCUCCAGAAAAAAGCAACACUUUAGCGUCCUCCCCCCGUCCCAAAAUACACACAGGAAGCACCUGGGCCCCCCAGCCCAGCCGGUGGAAGGAGACACCGGCCUUAUCUCGGUUUAGCAUCGCUCCUCUUACCUUUGAUGUGAACCUGUAGCUGUCUGAAGCUGUCGAAAACGUUGGACUGAACCCAUAGUUUUUAGUAGCCUGAAUAUUUUGUUGAUUUUUUAAAAAAGCGAAGAUCUGCCAAACAAAUUUUAACAUCCUUCCCCCCUCCCGACCCACUUUUUAUUGGACGUCCACAGAUCCCAUGUAAAUCCUUUGACAGUUUGUUCUUUCUCGGCGCACGAUUUUUUUCCUGCUUUCUUUUUCCAUGUAACUUAUGUAGAUAUAUUGGGCUUUAAACAUAAUUCCUAAGAAGCUUCUAAUAAAUUAUGAAGUUCACAAAUAUUUGUCAUUGCCCUUUGCUGUCCUCCCCUUUUUAAGAAAGGGGGAUCGAGUGACCAAUACUUGACCCAGAGACCCAGAACUCGAUUCCAUUGGGAAACUGGUCCCGCGAGUGAAGCACAGCUGCCUCCACAAGCAUACGAAUGGGACUGAUUCAUAUCUUCCGGUUUAAACCCUAGUUCGACGGAAGCGCGUCCUGCCCAAGUAAGGAGAACAACUGAGAUGAGAAAAAUUAAAAGCGGCCUCGUGCCUGCAGGGAAGAAUUGACAGACCCACCAAACCAAAUCUCCCUUUAGGACGCCAUUGAUGCGGGGAGAGGGGGCCGCUAAGGAGGAACAAACUCCAAAGGGAAAAGGGGGGGGGGGAGGGAUUGAAAUCCUUGUACAGAGCGCUCAAUUUUCUUAACUUGUAAAGACAUCAUUUCUACAAGGAUUUCCUAUGUCAUUGUAUUUUAAGGAAAGUACAGUCAUCUUAUUUAUAAUCAAAAAUAAAACAAUAGUUUAUUGUGCACGACGUGUACGGUGUAGCUUGAAUUAACUUUCGGGAAAACGAGUCGAUGGGGUCAAAAUGCAUAGUUGCCCCCCCCCCCCUUCCCCAAAUCCACGCUUGUUCGGCUUCUUGUGGAAAUAUAUUCUCCAAGGCGGCGACGACACAGAUCGGCAGAAGGUGCGGCGAAACAGAGGCAGAGUUUUCCCUUCUGGUUGAUAAGAGAUCGUCUUCUUGUUGAUAACAGAGCGCAAAGGAACAGGCCAGAUAGAGGCUGGGGGCUGAAAACCAGUUCAGCGGGGCUCGCUUGGCUUGAAGGAAGCGUUCACAUUUACAACGGUUUUUUUAAUUGGGGGGGGGGGGCUAGAUCCUCAUAACCUCUCCCCCCUUAUCUAAAUUUAAUGGACGGGGCGCAUGCUAUAUGCGAGCAAAACACAGACCUGACCCUGUCCGGGGCAGCAAACGCAGAAAGGCUGAGCGCAAGGACCGGAGGCCUCUGGGUUGCUCGCUGAAAAGCCGCCCCUGAGCGCAGCCCUUGUUGGUGGAUGCGGAUUCGGCAAAGGUGUUUGGCCGGGGUGUGGAGCCCUGCCCGGUCGCGCAGUUGGCGCCUUGUGCCGUCGGUAUCCCGAGAAUCCUCUGAUCGCCCGCUUCUCCUGGCCUUCUUGGAUCCCCUCCGUUGGGGCGCACGACCACAUAGCAAUCCACUCUCAGGAGCAAAGCCCGGAGAAGUUGGGCAACGCAGAGAGCCGCGACAGGCGGGGAACUCUGCAGCUGGAAAUGGGUUCGAAUCCCAGAGGGGAGGGCCGCAAGCCAGUCGGGGAGUCUGGUUUGCACAAGAUUUUAGGCCCCCACCCCCGGGUGAGGGGUUUAGCUUGGCUUCAUACACACAUAUAUAAAGACAGCUCCCGAAACUCGAAGUCAUCACCGGCGAGAGCACAGAUAUUAAACCUUCUGUCUAAAAUCUGAUAUAUGCUUCUUUGUAGAGAUGGAGAGAUCGACCGUGGUCAAGUGCUGGAGAAACAGUCUCAGCUGCCCCCCCCCCCCAUCUAUAUAUACUUUUCUCCUUUUAUACCUCCAUGCUAAAAUUAGGCUCCUCAGAGCCCAAAAGAGAGCGCUCCAUGCUGUCAUUUCAGAUGCCAGCUGUCCCUGCCCCCCCCCCUUCUUUUUCAGGGAAAGCUGCAACUGUGUUCUUUGCUUUGCCUGGCAAACGGAAUUCAGCGCCAAAAAGCCCGGCCAGGACUAAAUGUGUACAUUCGGAAGGGAGAAUCGCAGCCAGUUCAAUCCCUUUCCCCCAGAAUACGUGUGACCUCGACUUUCUCUAACUGGGAAGGGAUCUCCACAUUUUUAGAGGUCCCUCUUCCUUUGAGUAAAUUAACCGUGGGGUCUACUGAGAACAUACCAAGGGGGAGAGCAGCGGUAGAAAACACAGUUCUUUAAAGUACUUUGGGUCUCCCCCCCCCCCCCACGCCGCACCCACGAGCUCCCUCCAGCCCAGCCAUGAAAUUAGGCCUUAGAAGAGUAGCUGGGGAAACAGCUAGGGAUGGCCCCAAAGAGCCUCGCCGGAAAAGUAAAUGGCUUUAUUGUAUCUGGACCAGCUCGUAUACACAUUUUUGGUGGUGGGAGUAAUUACUGUAAUGGAUUAUUAUGUACACUGACUUAUCUUUCUGCAACUAGAUUUAGUUUCGAUUAAAUAAACUGGCUCUCACUUUGUCUUGA